AUGGCUUCAAUGAACUAUUGCUUUACUGUCUGUCGUGCAGCUGAUGAAAAAGUUCAACAAGAAACUCAUCCAAAUUUAUCAUCAUCAUCAACACCAGCAGUUGAUACUCCUCAAUCGGUUUCACCUGGUAAUGGUGCUUAUUUUUUUGGACGUUUCUUUUCAUUUGGUACAUCACCACCGGCAUCAACAGCAUCACUUAGUAAUCCAUUUACUCUUAAAGCUGCUGGCUUUGCCGAUAUUGAUGACAAUUUAUUUUAA
This is a messenger RNA of Adineta steineri, 258 nucleotides long. The record is from the annotation of a GenBank genome assembly. Lineage: Eukaryota; Metazoa; Rotifera; Eurotatoria; Adinetida; Adinetidae.